Molecule: messenger RNA, 3481 nt
Organism: Oncorhynchus tshawytscha (Chinook salmon)
Lineage: Eukaryota; Metazoa; Chordata; Actinopteri; Salmoniformes; Salmonidae
Product: polypyrimidine tract-binding protein 1
Exons: 17
Coding region: 126-1916 (596 amino acids)
Biological process (GO): regulation of cell differentiation; mRNA processing; regulation of RNA splicing
Cellular component (GO): nucleus
Molecular function (GO): mRNA binding
Source: RefSeq, a predicted model, not a curated record
CCGCCCAUUUCGGGGUUUUCCAUGUACCUGGACCAAUCAACGAACGCCUCGGUGUAUUCAGCCAUUUUGUAUGAAAAUCAAGGAAAUCUGCCGCCGUUCCAGAAACCUGUGGAUUAUAUCGAACGAUGGAAGGACACAAAUUAGAUGCUGAUCUGUAUCCUAUGGGACCUGGCUACGUCACAGACAUAGAGAAAAUGCAUCCUGCUGUCUUUGGAGUAACUCAAAUGAGUAACCCUCCUUUUCUCUCUCUCACCAGCGUCUCAGUGGGUACCAAGAGGGGAUCUGAUGAACUCUUCUCCUCCUACAUCAUGACCCCAGCCAACGGUAAUGACAGUAAGAAGUUCAAAGGUGAGAUGCGGAGCCCCAGCGCUCCAUCGCGUGUCAUCCACCUGCGCCAGCUGCCCGGGGACAUCCAGGAUUCUGAAGUCAUCAGCAUGGGAAUGCCCUUUGGGAAGGUCACCAACCUUCUGAUGAUGAAGGGAAAGAACCAGGCGUUCCUGGAGAUGAACACUGUGGACCAGGCUCAGACCAUGGUGAACUACUACGCUACGGUCACCCCCCUCAUCAGACAGCAGCCUGUAUUCAUGCAGUACAGCAACCACAAGGAACUCAAGACCGACAACUCACCUAACCAAGUAAGAGUCCAGGCAGCACUGCAGGCAGUGAAUGCUGUCCAGGGUGGCACCAUGUUGGGCUCUACCAUGUCCGGUAUGGGGGGUGUAAUGGGUGCUACCAUGUCAGUUGGAGGGGGAGAGAUGGGAGCCAGAGGCAUGGCCACCCAGAGCCCUGUCCUUAGAGUCAUAGUGGAAAACCUCUUCUACCCCGUCACACUGGAAGUCCUGCACCAGAUCUUCUCCAAGUAUGGGUCUGUUCUGAAGAUCAUCACCUUCACUAAGAACAACCAGUUCCAGGCUCUGGUCCAAUACGCUGACCCCAUGACGGCACAGCACACCAAAAUGUCUCUAGACGGUCAGAACAUCUAUAACGGUUGCUGUACUCUGAGGGUGAGUUUCUCCAAGCUGACCAGCCUCAACGUGAAGUUUAACAACGAUAAGAGCCGUGACUACACCAGACCUGACCUUUCUACUGGAGAGCAACACAACCCUCAGCCUGGAAUGGACCAGCACGCGAUGGCUGCUGCCGCCUUCGGGUCUCCAGGUCUGAUCUCAGCAUCUCCUUAUGGACACGGAUUCCCCCAGGCCUUCACUCUACAGCAGGCAGCAGGUUUGUCUAUGCCCGGUGCCUUGGCGUCAUUCGGUAUGGGUCCAGGGGGCAUGGCCGCUAGUCGUCUCGGCCUGCAAGCCCUCGGCGGUGGAGGAGGACAAGCUGGCGUGCUAUUGGUCAGCAACCUCAACCCAGAGAGCGUUACACCAAACUGCCUCUUUAUUCUCUUUGGUGUGUAUGGUGACGUGAUGAGAGUGAAGAUUCUGUUCAAUAAGAAGGACAACGCUCUGGUCCAGAUGGCUGAUGGCACACAGGCUCAGCUAGCAAUGAGCCACCUGAACGGGGUGCGUCUCCAUGGCCGGUCUCUACGUGUCUCCAUGUCUAAACACACCACCGUACAGCUGCCCAGAGAAGGCCAUGAGGAUCAGGGGUUGACUAAGGACUAUGCCACCUCUCCUCUCCAUCGUUUUAAGAAGCCUGGCUCCAAAAAUUACAACAACAUCUACCCUCCCUCUGGCACACUGCACCUCUCCAACAUACCUCCUGCAGUAGGGGAGGAGGAUCUGAAGGCUUUGUUCAGCAGUUCAGGAGCUUCAGUCACGGCCUUCAAGUUCUUCCAGAAGGACCGUAAGAUGGCUCUGAUCCAGAUGAGCUCAGUGGAGGAAGCUGUUGAGAGUCUCAUCGAGUUCCACAACCAUGACCUGGGAGAUAACCACCACCUCAGAGUGUCUUUCUCCAAAUCUACCAUCUAACACAAUCACUCACACACAGCUGUAACUACAGAGUAUAGACCAAACCUGUUCAUCAGAAUGCCUUCCACGUCGUUUGUAUGUCAAGUCUUGUUCUACACGAGACACUUAAUCAUUCCUUUAUACUUGUUUAAGUUUUAUUAUUUUUACACAAUUAUUUACAUUUACUAUGGAUAUAAUCGGUUCAUAUUUUAUUUUAGUAGUUCGACUUCUAUGGAAGGAAACUCACAGAACUCUCCAAGAUGCACAUCUAGUAUUUCUGUUUCUACACUCUGCAGAAUGCACAUCUAGUCUUUCUGUUUCUAGAUUACAAUGUUUUUUUCAUUUGAUAUACUUAAAAAAAAUAUUCCAUUGAUUAAUGUUUUCUGUUUCUACUGUCUGUCCUUGGGAUCUUCACCACUAGUCAUAUUGCUCUAACAAAAUGCCUUUCUGCAACAGUCUAGUGCCUUAACCAGACCAGCUGGCUAGCCUUUCCAUGCUAUUACAUUGAUUUUAUACGAUUGGAGAUAUAUAUUUCUUUGAACAUCAAUAAUUUGAUUUGAAAUAUAUGGCUGUGGUCUUCCCUUUUUGAUUUCUAGAUGUACACUAUGCAUUCCAUUGUAUUUUUGUAACAUUAGUAGUUCUAUACUCUUAUUUUCUAUACUGUUUGAUAUCUACAGGUCACUGUGCCUCAAGUCUUAAUUCUUGCUCCAGAGGUGCCACUUAAAAUCAUGCAGCAUUUAGUCUUUAGUGCCUACUUCACCCCUAAUAUUUUACAGAUACACACAUGCAAUUCUCCAAUUUUAUUUCACACAGGCUUAGGUAUUUAGUUCCUACAACACAAAUGUAUUUAUUACCUUUGUUCUGGCACUGACUGUCUAUAUAUAGCUUUUGCUAUAGAUUCUUCUGUAGCAUAAACAGUUUCAUGUAGCUAUUGAUGGUUGAUGUUAUUGAGGACCAAAGUACCUACCACCCCUGCUACUUAAAUGAUCCUUGUCAGUUUAAAAGACAACGUUCUAAACUCUCUUUUCUCCCAUUGGUUUGAUUCUAUGGUCCAAAUCGCCUUUAGGGAUUUGAUUUUGUUUUAAUUUUAUACCUAAUCAGUCGGCCACUAGAUUUAAAAAUCGUAAUUAUACCUUGAAUUUGUGAUAUUUGGUUUCUUGGCCCAUUUCUGAUUCAUUACAGUUAAAUUUCUCUGGUAGAGUACUUUAAGCAUGAAUAUAUAUACUGUAUGUUGACCUAGUUGGUGAUAUCACAGUGGAUAGCUGUGAGGUAGUUCUGUGUUCCUCUCCUGGUAACGGUUGACGCUUUUAUUUUCCAUUAUGGGUUUUAUUGAGGUCAGGGGUCAACAGGAUGUGAUGUCAUGAAGCAGGGGGAGGGUUUUUGUCUGUCUAUAUUUAGUGUUUUUGUACCACAGUGAUUUGGAUUGUACCACAGAUUCCAUUUCAUUCCAACAUGUAUAUUUUGAUAUAUAGUUAACAAACGUUGAUUCCAACAUGUAUAUUUUGAUAUAAAGGUAAUGCCAGCUUUCUCUGGAGGGCUGUAAAGAUGAGUUUUGUAUCACAAAAAAUUAAACUUAAUGGAACACA